GGCCCCGCCCCCGCCGCUGGUAUAUAAGGGGGAGCGUCGCUCUGCCGCCCGGCUUCGCUCAGGCUGCGGCGGGAGGGAGGCAAGAUGGCGUCCACGAGCCGUUUGGAUGUACUUCCAAGAGUGACUUGCCCAAACCAUCCAGAUUCCAUUUUAGUAGAGGAUUACAGAGCUGGUGAUAUGAUUUGUUCUGAGUGUGGGCUAGUAGUGGGUGACCGGGUCAUAGACGUAGGGUCAGAGUGGAGAACUUUCAGCAAUGACAAAGCUACAAAAGAUCCAUCUCGAGUCGGGGAUACCCAGAAUCCUUUGUUGAGUGAUGGAGACUUGAGUACAAUGAUUGGCAAGGGCACAGGUGCAGCAAGUUUUGAUGAAUUUGGGAAUUCAAAGUACCAAAAUCGCAGAACUAUGAGCAGCUCUGAUCGUGCAAUGAUGAAUGCUUUUAAAGAAAUUACGAACAUGGCAGAUAGAAUCAACCUCCCUAGAAAUAUAGUUGAUCGAACAAAUAAUUUAUUCAAGCAAGUGUAUGAGCAAAAGAGCCUGAAGGGAAGGAGUAAUGAUGCUAUUGCUUCUGCUUGUCUCUACAUAGCCUGUAGGCAAGAGGGUGUUCCAAGAACAUUUAAAGAAAUAUGUGCAGUGUCCAGGAUUUCAAAGAAGGAAAUAGGCCGGUGUUUUAAACUUAUUUUGAAAGCUCUCGAAACCAGUGUUGAUCUGAUUACGACUGGAGACUUCAUGUCAAGAUUCUGUUCUAAUCUGGGUCUUCCCAAACAAGUACAGAUGGCAGCAACACAUAUUGCUCGUAAAGCUGUGGAAUUAGAUUUGGUUCCUGGGAGAAGCCCUAUCUCUGUAGCAGCUGCAGCUAUUUACAUGGCAUCACAGGCUUCUGCAGAGAAAAGAACACAGAAAGAAAUCGGUGAUAUUGCUGGUGUGGCUGACGUUACGAUUAGACAAUCGUACAGGCUGAUCUAUCCUCGAGCUCCAGAUCUCUUCCCAGCAGACUUCAAGUUUGACACCCCAGUAGACAAACUACCACAGCUGUGAAAUUGCAGAGGGUUACUUUUAAUUUCUCUUAAAACCCCCAACGACAACAAACUUUUGAUUUUUGCCUAUAAUAAAGGAUGUACAAAGUGUUAAUAUUGAGUCUUCAUGUUGUGGAACUGGAGGAUAUGGAGAUGGAGCGUAACUGCUGGAACGCAGCACACAUUCCAAGGGUAAACAAGCUCAUUGUGUGGCAUUUUGUAUGUAUAUAUUAGUGGAAGUAAAUAUUUAAUGACUGUCGCAACAAGCUUAAUUUCAUAUUAUUGUACUUAUUUAGUUUUCUUUUGUAGGGAUCUAGUAAGAUGUAUUUUGGAAAAUUUAAAAUAUUAUGUAAUUCCCAAAUAAACUGUUUUCCAAAAACACUUACCAUCUUGUGAAUAUGACUGCAAUUUGACUUGCACAUGCUGAGAACUGGAAUGCAGUCCAUAGGAUGGUAGGGUUGGCUUCAUACUUACGGGCUGGGUCACCAGGCUCUUUCAACGCUCACUCGCUUUCUUGACAACUGGUAAUCUCUAGCAUGGCUUCAGUAUUUGUAGUUAGCUGUACAGUAGAGCGUGGGUGACUUAACCCAGAGUGCAAGCAGUUGCUGAAAAGUGGUUUGAAUAUUUGCACAACUGCUGCUGAAGAUUUCCAAAUUGGUUGUGAAGGGAUUAGUCGCAUCCUUGGCACAGUCUCCUGGAUUUUCACUGAUGUGUCUCUGCUUUGCUUCUGUGAAUUUGACGUAAUGAUGUAGCAGCUAAAGAGAAACAUAAGGACUCUUUAGUUGAACUCCUGACAACUUUGUGAUGCUUGGUAUGUACACAGGAAGGUAAAAAAUGUGGCUAGUGGAAGUCCCUGUUAAAUGUUCUGACCUGUCAGUCUGGCCCAGGGUUGAGGUUUUGGCACGGUGGUGUUGGCAGUGAGCGCUUCCCGGUCUGAAACGAUGCGCCAGGUGCGGAGGAGCGAAGGCCAGAAGUUAUUCGGGCCUCCCCAAAAGAACAGCUUUGAAAACUAGUUUCCUCCUGACAGUGUCCCUUUGUGUGCAAAGCAACAACUGUACUUAACUGGAAGUCUUCUAGUUCCUGGGUUAAUUUUGUAUCACAGGUGCAAAUUCAUUUUAAUUACCAAAAUGAACAGCUGAGGGGUCAGCUUGCUACACAUCUGGUCCAAAGCCACCCAGAGGGAAGGCUGUGUGUGCCAUGCCAAUGGCACUAAUUGUCAGUAGCCCUCCCUGUUUUCUUGCUGGUUUAGUUUUAAUAAUCCUCUUCUGCCAGUCGAGACUAUUGAAAUGUGACAGCUCAACACUUUUUUUUCUGUAACCAGAUAACAAAGAUUGUACAGUUCUGUUACACCACUGAAGCUGUUGGGUUGUACGCAUGAAAAAUUCUGGUGCAGAUGUUACAAGUGUUCUUGGUAGUUUGGAGGGAUUGUAUUCUACUGUCUAAUGUAUUUCCUUAAACUUUGUUGCAACGUUUUCUAUAACCUGGGCUUUCCCUGUCUUGCUCUGAGCUGCUCUGCCUGCCUCCUUUGUGGGAGGAGGUGUGAUGCGUUGGGCCUGACCUUUAAUGUAGUUACAGUUUGGAAAUGCAAAGGUGAAAGUUCUUCUACUGUGAAGGUGCUUUUCACAAUAGAUCAGUAUGUUAAACCUAUUACAUGCAGGUUAAAAAUGGUUGAAGCUUUUGUUUACAAUAAUGCUGCUCUUUUAAAUGCUUUUGGGCAUUAUGCCGUGGGAUAAUAUAUAUGACGUGGGAACGGUGAGUGCUUGCAGUUGAAAUUGUUACAUACAGAAGUCGUCUGCACUGAAAUUUCAGUACAUCUGUGCAAAGCGUGGGAGGGCAGCAGAUGGAGGCAGGGACAUGCUCUCCUGCCUCGACCCUGCCUCCUCCUGCGGCUCUGGGAGCAGUCCCUGCACCUUCCCGGGGGUGGAGGGGCAGGAACUGUGCAGCCCAGAGAGGCAGAACCAGGAAUAUGCUUGAAGGGGCUGAGUCUUCUGAAACCCGGUUACUCCUGGUCCCUGUAGACUACGGUUAAUGUGAAGCAUUCUAGG
Tyto alba (common barn owl) is the source of this 3058-nucleotide messenger RNA. RefSeq names its product general transcription factor IIB (gene GTF2B). Gene Ontology annotation, cellular component: transcription preinitiation complex; nucleus. The coding region runs from base 85 to 1035 and encodes 316 amino acids. The record is from RefSeq and is a predicted model, not a curated record. Gene Ontology annotation, biological process: transcription preinitiation complex assembly; transcription initiation at RNA polymerase II promoter. Gene Ontology annotation, molecular function: RNA polymerase II general transcription initiation factor activity; TBP-class protein binding. The transcript is spliced from 7 exons. NCBI's taxonomy places the organism in Eukaryota, Metazoa, Chordata, Aves, Strigiformes, Tytonidae.